Malaclemys terrapin pileata is the source of this 4893-nucleotide messenger RNA. Its product is annotated as deleted in malignant brain tumors 1 protein-like. Gene Ontology annotation, cellular component: membrane. NCBI's taxonomy places the organism in Eukaryota, Metazoa, Chordata, Testudines, Emydidae. The record is from RefSeq and is a predicted model, not a curated record.
AUCUUGUUUCCAGUGUGUCCAUGGUGAAGUUUGUGAAAGCUGAAGUUCUCUGGGGCACUGCAGAGUGGCAUGGUGACAAGAUCCUGCAACCUUUGUAGCUUUGUUCCUUCUAUUUCUGUUCUUAGUUUACUCCAGACACCAUCGUGUUCUUCUGUACCAGACAUGGACUGGUCACAGAUCUUGCUUUUACACACCACGGUCCUUUAAUGCUCUGCCAGAAAUGGCUGAGGUUAGCUUUUAAAAAGGUAUUUUACACACAUCGCCACCGGUUGGCUGAGCGAUAUAAUACAGUUUAGCACUCCAUUACACAGCGUGUGGGGCUGUCACAAGCCAGGCCUGAGGAGAGCAGGGUGUGGGGGUCCUUCACAGAUGCAGGCAGUGUGAAAGAGGUGGCUUGGUUUGGAAGGGCUGGUGCAGUGUCAUUGGUUCUGACGUCACUCACCAGGUCUUGUCUUUUGCCGUCUUUAGGGCACUUCUGCACUGGAAACAUUACAGUGGCCCAGUGGCAGCUCUGCAGCUACAGCACUUCUGUGUGGAUGCGACCAACACUGACAGGAGGGGCAGGAGAGGCAAUCCAUCUCCUUGAGGGGCAGUAGAGAGGUCACUGAAGUACAACAUGCAGCUGAAUCUUUUCUUUCACUGCAUCAAGAGAUGGCAGGGGAGAGCUCACUCAGGCCACUGCUUACAUCAGCCAGUGUUUGGAGAUUCCCAAGGUGAACAGACAUGGAGACAGAGACUUACCUCAUUUCUUUGCUUUCUUUCAGCUUCCAUGACAGGAUUCCCCAUGGCAGACUCAGACAUCCCAGAACUAACUCAGCUCCGACUGGUGAACAGCCUGAAUCGCUGCGCUGGGAGGGUCGAGGUGCUUCACAACCAGCAGUGGGGAACCGUGUGUGAUGACGGCUGGGACUUAAAGGAUGCCGGAGUCGUGUGCAGGCAGCUGGGCUGUGGGACGGCGUUAUCAGCCCCACGAGGGGCUCGAUUUGGGCGAGGAUCUGACCGUAUCUGGCUGGAUGACGUUCACUGCACAGGGACAGAAGCUGCCCUCUCUGAUUGCAAGACUCGGCCUUGGGGAGACAAUGACUGUACCCACAAAGAAGAUGCCGGUGUUGUGUGCUCAGAUUCUGGCAUCUCAGAAGUGGCUCAGAUCCGACUGGUGAAUGGUUCGAGUCGCUGCGCUGGGAGAGUCGAGGUACUUCCCAACCAGCAGUGGGGAACCGUGUGUGAUGACAACUGGGACUUACGGGAUGCCGGAGUCGUAUGCAGACAGCUGGGCUGUGGGACGGCGUUAUCAGCCCCACGAGGGGCUCAAUUUGGGCGAGGGUCAGACCAUAUCUGGCUGGAUGAAGUUCACUGCGCAGGGACAGAAGUUGCCCUCUCCGAUUGCAGGGCUGAGCCUUGGGGAGCCAGUAACUGUGAUCACGGAGAAGAUGCCGGUGUUGUGUGCUCAGACGCUGGCAUCUCAGAAGUGGCUCAGAUCCGACUGGUGAACAGCAGGAGUCGCUGCGCUGGGAGGGUCGAGGUGCUUCACAACCAGCAGUGGGGAACCGUGUGUGAUGACAACUGGGACUUACAGGAUGCCGGAGUCGUAUGCAGGCAGCUGGGCUGUGGGACGGCGUUAUCAGCCCCAGGAGGGGCUCGAUUUGGGCAAGGAUCUGAUCGUAUCUGGCUGGAUGAAGUCAACUGCACAGGGACAGAAGCUGCCCUUUCCGAUUGCAGAGCUCGGCCUUGGGGAGAGAGUAACUGUAACCAUAGAGAAGAUGCCGGUGUUGUGUGCUCAGGUACCUCCUCAGACGUGAGGCUGGUAGGUGGCCCCCACCGCUGCGCCGGGCGGGUGGAGGUGCGUCUGGACGGGCGCUGGGGCACCGUGUGUGACGACGGCUGGGGCCUGAGCGACGUGGCCGUGGUGUGCAGGCAGCUGGACUGUGGGACGGCCAUGGAAGCGCUGAGUGGUAAAGUGUUCGGCCCGGGCAACGAGUCAGACCCUGUCCUGAUGAUGGACGUGCAGUGCCAGGGGACAGAGGCGGCGCUGGGGAGUUGCCCAUACACGGAUCCAGAAGACCUCUGCCAGCAUGAUGAGGACGCAGGGGCCCGUUGCCAAGACGCUGGCAUCUCAGAAGUGGCUCAGCUCCAACUGGUGAAUGGUUCGAGUCGCUGCGCUGGGAGGGUCGAGGUUCUUCACAACCAGCAGUGGGGAACCGUGUGUGAUGACAGCUGGGACAUACAGGAUGCCGGAGUCGUGUGCAGGCAGCUGGGCUGUGGGACGGCGUUAUCAGCCCCAGGAGGGGCUCGAUUUGGGCCAGGAUCUGACCGUAUCUGGCUGGAUGACGUCAACUGCACAGGGACAGAAGUUGCCCUCUCCGAUUGCAGGGCUCGGCCUUGGGGAGUGAAUAACUGCACCCAUGGAGAAGAUGCCGGUGUUGUGUGCUCAGGACCAAUUCCCAACGUGAGGCUGGUAGGUGGCCCCCACCGCUGCGCCGGGCGGGUGGAGGUGCGUCUGGACAGGCGCUGGGGCACCGUGUGUGACGACGGCUGGGACCUGAACGACGUGGCUGUGGUCUGCAGGCAGCUGGGCUGUGGGCCGGCCAUGGAAGCGCUGACUAGUAAAGUGUUCGGCCCGGGCAACGAGUCAGACCCUGUCCUGAUGAUGGACGUGCAGUGCCAGGGGACAGAGGCGGCGCUGGGGAGUUGCCCGUACAUGGAUCCAGGGGACCUCUGCCAGCAUGAUGAGGAUGCAGGGGCCCGUUGCCAAGCAGCUGUGUUUGCUUUGCCAGAGGUGAGGCUGGUAGGUGGCCCCCACCGCUGUGCUGGGUGGGUGGAGGUGCGUCUGGACGGGCGCUGGGGCACCGUGUGUGACGCAGGGGCCCAUUGCCAAGGGGAUGUGGCUGAGCCCUGCCCUGCCGAGUCGCCCUACAGGGAGAGGCCUCAGUCUGUGCUGGUGGGGCUGGGCAGUGCCCUCAUGGGGCUGCUCUGUGCACCAGGGUGCCUCCUCAGCAAGAAGCUGCCAAGUCUGCCAACCCAUGGUGUCUUCACACUUAAUCUAGCCCCCCGAGUUAUGUGCCAAGAGCCCUUCACACUGCGGCUGGCGGAUGGCCCAGGCAAGUGCUCCGGGUGGCUGGAGGUCCGGUAUGAUGGGCUGUGGGGCACCGUGUGUGACGACGAUUGGUCGGUGUCCAACGCCCAAGUGGUCUGCCGGGAGCUGGGCUGUGGCUUAGCCAAACCACUGGCCCCAAAGCUGCAGGACCGGCCCCGCUUUGGCCAGGGUAUGGGGAAAAUCUGGCUGGACGACAUCCACUGCAAAGGCGCUGAGGAGACCUUGCAGAACUACGUGAGGCUGGUAGGUGGCCCCCACCGCUGCGCCGGGCGGGUGGAGGUGCUUCUGGACGGGCGCUGGGGCACCGUGUGUGACGACGGCUGGGACCUGGGCGACGUGGCCGUCGUCUGCAGGCAGCUGGGCUGCGGGAAGGCCAUGGAAGCGCUGAGUCGUAAAGUGUUCGGCCCGGGCAACAAGUCAGACCCUGUCCUGAUGAUGGACGUGCAGUGCCAGGGGACAGAGGCGGCGCUGGGGAGCUGCCCGUACAUGGAUCCAGGGGACUUCUGCCAGCAUGAUGAGGACGCAGGGGCCCGUUGCAAAGCUGCCGACGUGGGAGUCUCCUCCUCCUCAGCCACUGGGACCCCCCCGCGCAGCCCCGGAACAGGCCUCCCAGCAGCUGGGUUUGCUUUGCCAGACGUGAGGCUGGUAGGUGGCCCCCACCGCUGUGCCGGGCGGGUGGAGGUGCGUCUGGACGGGCGCUGGGGCACCGUGUGUGACGACGGCUGGGACCUGAACGACGUGGCCGUGGUGUGCAGGCAGUUGGGCUGUGGGACGGCCAUGGAAGCGCUGAGUGGUAAAGUGUUCGGCCCGGGCCCCAAGUCGGAGCCUGUCCUGAUGAUGGACGUGCAGUGCCAGGGGACAGAGGCGGCGCUGGGGAGCUGCCAGUACAUGGAUCCAGGGGACCUCUGCCAGCAUGAUGAGGAUGCAGGGGCCCGUUGCCAAGCAGCUGCAUUUGCUUUGCCAGACGUGAGGCUGGUAGGUGGCCCCCACCGCUGUGCCGGGCAGGUGGAGGUGCGUCUGGACGGGCGCUGGGGCACCGUGUGUGACGACGGCUGGGACAUCAGCGACGUGGCCGUGGUGUGCAGGCAGUUGGGCUGUGGGCCGGCCAUGGAAGCGCUGAGGGGUAAAGGGUUCCGCCCGGGCGUCAAGUCAGACCCUGUCCUGAUGAGGAACGUUCAGUGCCAGGGGACAGAGGCCCUUACUCGCUGCCGAGUCCAAGCCUGGGAGGGGCGGCCCUGCCCCCACCGGGACACCGGAGUCAUGUGCCAAGAGCCCUUCGCACUGCGGCUGGCGGAUGGCCCAGGCAAGUGCUCCGGGCGGCUAGAGGUGCGGUAUGAUGGGCUGUGGGGCACCGUGUGUGACAACGACUGGUCGGACACCAACGCCCAAGUGGUCUGCCGGGAGCUGCGCUGUGGCCAAGCCAAGCCACUGGCCCCAAAGCUGCAGGAUUGGCCCCGCUUUCGCCAGGGUACGGGGAAAAUCUGGCUGGACAACAUCCGCUGCAAAGGCACCGAGGAGACCCUGCAGAACUGUGCCCACCACUUCUGGGGCUACCACAACUGCACCCACCAGAAGGACAUCAGCGUGAUCUGCCAGGACAACUGAGCCGGCCACAGCUCCUCCACCGCCUCCCAUUGAUUCCCCCCGUCCCCGAGCUUUCAGUGCAUCCCCCAUGCCCCCAGGCCCUUCCUCUCUGCUGCCAGGCUCCCCGGCUCUGUCCGCCCAGCCCGUGGAUGGCUGUCAGCUGUGCAGGGGCAUGGCUUGGUGAGUGCCCAGGGGGAUUCCCAUUUCAGGGAUGA